This is a messenger RNA of Papaver somniferum (opium poppy), 2298 nucleotides long. RefSeq lists its product as uncharacterized. The transcript has 17 exons. The record is from RefSeq and is a predicted model, not a curated record. Bases 183 to 2159 code for a protein of 658 amino acids. NCBI's taxonomy places the organism in Eukaryota, Viridiplantae, Streptophyta, Magnoliopsida, Ranunculales, Papaveraceae.
UGUUUUAAGCAGUUAAAGUUACGAGGAAAGAAAAGAAAUGUUAAGACACAGUAUCCAGCACUAAAACUAACCAAUCCCUUCUGUUAAUAAGAUUUUCUUGGCGAGAAAUUUUUACAUGCUCUACCUCGUUUCUUCUACACAUUCCAUCUGAAAAUCGAAACUCCCAUCUUUAGAUUGAUCUAAUGGAGAACCAAGCAGAUAUGGAGAGUACAGUAGGAGGAAAUACUCAGGUUGGCGAUGUGCCUCCGGUGGAAGGUGUUGCUGGAGGAGGGACGGCCUAUGGAUGGAAUGAUGGUGGAUUCCAUUCAAAUCCUAUCCGUGGAACUGUUGACCCCACUAAAGUUCCGUCUUCGGAGCUAUUGCACGUUUGGUGCAUGCCAAGUACAUCAAAUGUCUGUCAGCAAGAAGUGCCGCGAUCUUUGGAGUGUAUAAAUCUUCUGGCGGCAAGAAACGAAAAGGAGAGUGCUCAACUUGCUAUUCGACCCAAAGUUACUUGGGGUGGUCCUGAUAUUGCAGGGGUUGUACAAGUUCACUGUACUGAUCUAUGUUCUACUUCCGGUGGUAGGUUAGUUGUCGGAGAAUCAUUGACUUUGAGGCGUGUGGUGUCUAUUUUAGGUGUGCCUGAUGCCCUUGUUCCCCUUGAUCUCCCUGUGACUCAACUGAACCUGCUUCCUGGGGAAACAACAGCUAUAUGGGUAUCUGUAGAUGUCCCUGCAGGACAACCCCCAGGGCAAUACGAAGGGGAGAUUUUCGUGACCGCUUUGAAGCAUGCAGAGUGGUCUUCGGCAAAAUGUCUAACUAAAGCUGAAAAGCAUGAAAUAUAUAGAGCACUAAGGGGAUGUCUUGAUGCUGCGGAACAGAUUGAUAUACAGGCACAGGAGGAAGUGGUUCAAAGAAUGAAAAUGGCCAAUACAGAUUUAAAGAGAAUUCUGGCAUCACCAACUUUUAGUGAGUGUUCUCUAGAUAAUAGCGUAGUGGACAUGAUGGAUGAAGACGGCUUCACAAAUCUCUCAGUCCGUAUUAAAAUAAGUGUGACCGUGUGGGACUUCACACUUCCAACAACACCUUCACUUCCAGCUGUAUUUGGUAUAUCUGAAACUGUGAUUGAGGAUCGUUAUGGUAUACGACAUGGCAGUGAUGAAUGGUAUGAGGCCUUGGAUCAGCACUUCAAUUGGCUCCUCCAGUAUAGGAUAAGCCCGUUCUUCUGCAGAUGGGCUGAUGGUAUGCGUGUGUUGGCUUACACCUCUCCAUGGCCAGCGGACCAUCCCAAAUCAGAUGAAUACUACUCUGAUCCUAGAUUGGCAGCUUAUGCUGUGCCAUACAAUCCAGUAUUUUCCAGUGGUGACUCAGCUAAGGACAUCUUGCGGAAGGAGGUUGAGACAUUGAAGACAAAGACGCACUGGAAAAAAGCUUACUUCUACUUGUGGGAUGAGCCGAUAAAUCUGGAGCAAUAUGAUUCCAUCCGCAAGAUGUCCACUGAAAUACGUAGCUAUGCACUGGAUGCUCGUGUUUUGACAACUUAUUACAGUGGGCCAAGUGAUGCACCUCUUGCACCUAGUACCUUUGAGAAUUUUAUAAAAGUUCCUAAACUUCUGCGUCCUCAUAAUCAAAUAUAUUGCACAAGUGAGUGGGUUUUGGGGAAUCGAGAGGAUUUGGUGAAGGAUAUAACAGCUGAGUUGCUACCAGAGAUGGGUGAGGAAUGGUGGACAUACGUCUGCUUGGGACCCACUGAUCCUCACCCUAAUUGGCAUCUCGGCAUGCGAGGAACGCAACACCGUGCAGUGAUGUGGCGAGUUUGGAAAGAAGGUGGCACAGGGUUCUUGUAUUGGGGUUCUAACUGCUAUGAGAAGGCUACAGUGGCCAGUGCGGAGAUAAGAUUCAGGCGUGGACUUCCUCCGGGUGAUGGUGUGUUGUUUUAUCCUGGUGAGGUGUUCUCUUCAAAACAACUGAUCGCUUCAGCCAGGCUAGAGCGCAUCUUAAGCGGCUUGCAGGAUAUUGAAUAUUUAAAUCUGUAUACAUCUAAAUACGGGAGAGAUCAAGGCCUUGCCUUGUUGGAGAAGACUGGUGUAUAUUUAGGUCCUGAGAGAUACACCCUUGACCACAUGGCAAUCGAUGUGAUGCGGGCUGAGAUUUUUAACGCAUGCAGAUCUGAUCAUUGAUUUUCUCUCUUCAAUAGUGAUUACAAGGAUAUGGCUGUAUUAUGUGUCCUACAAGACAAGUAAAUAUACCUAACUAGUUGGGACUUGAGAGCAAACUUAAUUAUUGUAGAUUCAUGAAAAGAAAUACUCCUACUUGCAU